GCGCACUAGAACAUGUCAAACGGUAAAUGUGUUUCGCGCAUUCUCCCCGAGUCUAGUCUAGUGUGGUUGAGGGAGUUUGGAGUAAGUCAGCUGUUAAGAAGCUGAAAAAUGUUCGCUCUUAUACCCCGCUCUGUGAUAUCAGGUCUGUCGAAAUCGGCGAUACAGGGCCAGAAAGGUGUGCUGACUGAAACUUUGAAAGUAAUAAAAAACGAGGAUGGAAGUAAAAGGGAGUACCAUGAAGUUUGUGGAGAUUUCCUUACACCCUCACAAGUUAUGGGAAUUGACCAUCUCAGAGAUCCCCGCCUAAACAAGGGCCUUGCAUUUACCCUGGAAGAAAGACAAGCACUGGGCAUCCAUGGACUUCAGCCGGCCAGAUUUAAGUCGCAAGAAGAGCAAUUGGAACUUUGCCGAAUUUCCAUUGAAAGAUAUCAGGAAGAUUUGAACAAAUAUUUGUAUCUGACGGAGCUGCACGAUCGAAAUGAAAAAUUGUUUUUCCGAUUGUUGUCGGAAAACAUCGAACGCCUCAUGCCCAUCGUUUACACACCCACCGUCGGUUUGGCAUGUCAAAAGUUUGGCCUAAUUUACAGAAGACCCAGGGGACUGUUUAUCACCAUUAACGAUGUGGGGCAUUGUUUUGAUGUCUUGAAAAAUUGGCCUGAACCAAAUGUUAGAGCCAUCGUAGUAACCGACGGUGAACGUAUCUUGGGUCUGGGCGACUUGGGGGCCUGCGGUAUGGGUAUUCCAGUAGGAAAAUUAGCUUUGUACACUGCUUUGGCUGGUAUCCCACCACAUCAAUGUCUACCUAUCGUUUUGGAUACUGGAACCAACAAUGAGAAACUGUUGGAAGAUCCCCUGUACGUCGGUCUGAGACAAAAGCGCGUCACCGGCAAACUGUACGACGACUUCAUCGACGAGUUCAUGGAGGGCGUGGUGAAGCGUUACGGCCAAAACACGCUCAUCCAGUUCGAGGACUUCGGCAACCACAACGCGUUCAGGUUCCUGGACAGGUACCGCGACAACUACUGCACCUUCAACGACGACAUCCAGGGCACGGCCAGCGUCGCCGUUUCCGGCCUGAUCGCCUCCAAGAGGGUGACCGGAAAGAAGAUUUCCGACAACAGGUUCGUGUUCCUCGGGGCCGGCGAGGCCGCCAUCGGCAUCGCCGAUCUUUGCGUCAAAGCCAUGGAGAGCGAAGGUAUCAGCCAAGAGGAGGCGCGAUCGAAAAUCUGGAUGGUGGACAUCGACGGUCUCCUCGCCAAGGACAGGCCCGAAGGCCAUCUGGAAGGCCACAAGGCCUACUACGCCAAAGACCACGCGCCCGUCAAGGACUUCGCGCAGGUCGUCAACGAGAUCAAACCGUCGAUUCUGAUUGGCGCGUCCGCGGCCGCCGGCGCCUUCACCCCCGAAAUCCUGAAGGCCAUGGCCAGCUUUAACGAAAGACCGAUCAUUUUUGCGCUGAGUAACCCCACCAGUAAAGCUGAGUGCACUGCCGAACAAGCCUACGUCAAUACCGAGGGAAGAUGCAUCUUCUCGAGCGGCUCCCCCUUCCCUCCGGUGAAAUUCGGCGACAAAGUAUUUCAACCGGGCCAAGGUAACAACGCCUACAUCUUCCCCGGAGUAUCCUUGGGAGUGAUUCUGGGAGGCAUCCACCACAUCAGGGAGGAGCUUUUCCUCAUUGCGGCAGAAUGUGUCGCGAAUAACGUAACCGAGGAAGACUUGGCCAAGGGCAGUCUAUACCCACCCUUAAGCGUGAUUAAGGAGUGCUCCAUGCAGAUCGCUAUUAAGAUUUUGGAUUAUGCAUACCAAGAACGUAUCGCUUCCGUGUACCCAGAGCCAAAAGACAAAAGGGCAUACAUUGAAUCUCACCAGUACAACUACAACUACGAGCCAUCUUUGCCCAUCACAUGGCAGUGGCCCACCGCCAAAUACAUCAAAACAAAGCCCCUGGAACCCACCAAAUUGGGCCACAAAUAAGCUAAAAUAAUAAUUAUUAUUGUUGUGAAAUUAAUUAAUCUGCAGGCAGUGAUAAUUUAUUUAUAGAUUUUUUUUUAUUGAUUUAGAAUUUUCUUUUUGAAAUAAUUGUUAGGUAAGUUAAUUUAUUUGUACUUUUAAUAUUUAACGAAUCUUUUUAUGUUUUAAAAUUUACAGGACCCAUAUUAUACAUGUAUAUUUUGUGCCAUAUGUAAAACGUAUUUAUUAUGUACUUAAUUAAUUAAUGUCCUUGAAAAGGACGAUAAUUAUAUUCGGAUUUUUAUUGGCAAGUAUUUUUUUAUUUUUCAGUAUUUAUGUCAAAUUAUGAAGCAAUAUUACCAUUGUAAUUGUAAUAACAGUAUUGUUUUCUGGUCAUUUUGAUUACCUACUCUUGUAAUGUAAUUGUAAUUACAUUAAGAUUAAAUAAAUAUUAUCUCACUGUU
Molecule: messenger RNA, 2414 nt
Organism: Brassicogethes aeneus
Lineage: Eukaryota; Metazoa; Arthropoda; Insecta; Coleoptera; Nitidulidae
Source: the annotation of a GenBank genome assembly